AAGCAUGUCGGUACAUUCCUGCAGGCCACCAACGCAUGCCGUUCUUGGUCCCAGCUGAUCUGUCCUAAGCUGCAGCAGCUGUGCAUCUGUCGCGACGUCGUCGCUUGUUGCCUCCCUAGGCGCUACCGGUCUAGCUAGGCCAUGUGGACCUGUUCAAACAACACUCGCACAAUUUUUUUUUUAUUUCAGCCUUUUUAUACGACACAUUCUCGGACCUUAGCAGUUUGGAAUUUGGAUGAAAACGGCAUCAUCCAGAUGAUUCCACAGAACGUUAACAACAUUGACAAUUCCGUUCCAGAACGGAAACAGCGUAUUGGCGAGCUCGUCGAUGCUAACGCUACGCUGAUGGAACCAUGUGCAUCCUGUCACGGUGCAUAUAAACCCCCUCACCAGUCAGUCACCAGUCACCACCUGAAAGGAAAAAAAAAAACCCGACGAGAGCACACCAGCAACAGCAAGCAAAAGCCACAGCGACCGAUCCGAUGGCCAACCGGCGGACGGGCCCCCUAUCCGUGCUGGUGGCCACCGUGUGCCUGCUCGUGCUCGUGGCAACGAACGCGGAGGCCAGCAGGCACUCGCGGCUUGUCCCCGCGGCGUUCGUGUUCGGCGACUCCACGGUGGACGUGGGCAACAACAACUGCCUCAACGUCACCGCCGCGGCCAGAGCCAACUACCCGCAGUACGGCAUCGACUUCCCCGGGUCCAAGCCGACCGGGCGGUUCAGUAACGGCUUCAACACGGCAGACCUGCUAGCUCGAGGCCUCGGCUUCACCAAGAGCCCGCCGGCUUACCUCUCCCUGUCGGAGAAGGGCAUCCGGUCUCACAUGUGCAAGGGCAUCAGCUUCGCGUCGGCAGGGUCCGGGCUCUUGGACUCGACCGGCAGAGUACUGUUUGGCGAGGUGAUCCCCAUGUCCGUCCAGCUGGAGCACUUCUCGGGGGUUGUUGACCGCAUGGUCAAGCUCUCGGGUCAGAGGAAGACCGCCGCUCUCCUCCGCAAGUCCAUCUUUUUCAUCAGCACCGGCAGCAACGACAUGUUCGAGUACUCCGCGUCGUCCCGUGCCGACGACGACGACGACGAAGCGUUCUUGGGUGCCCUGGUCGAUGCCUACAAGCACUACAUCAUGUCGCUGUACGAAAUGGGCGCGAGGAAGUUCAGCGUCAUCAGCAUCCCGCCGCUGGGGUGCAUCCCGUCGCAGAGGCUGCGCCGGCUGAAGCAGCUGGGAACGCAGGGCUGCUUCGACCCGCUCAACGACCUGUCGCUCAGCUCCUACCCGAUGCUCGCGGGGAUGCUGCAGCAGCUCAGCGACCAGCUGCCCGGCAUGGCCUACUCCCUCGCCGACGCCUACGCGAUGGUCUCCUUCGUCUUCCAAAACCCGCGGACCGAGGCCUGGAACUUCACGGACCUGGAGGCCGCGUGCUGCGGCGGUGGCCCGUUCGGGGCGGCGCUCGCGUGCAACGAGACGGCGCCGGUGUGCGCCGACCGCGACGAGUACCUGUUCUGGGACGCCAACCAUCCCUCGCAGGCCGUCUCGGCCAUCGCCGCGCAGACGAUCUUCGCCGGCAACCAGACCUUCGUCAACCCCGUCAACGUCAGGGAGCUCGCGAUGCUGUGAUUCUGCGAAUUUUUUCAAGGGAUUCCUCAAGACGCUUUGCUCCGAAUUGUUGUACUACCAACCAAUAAGCAGUAGUCGCACGCACUACCGGACGGGGUCAGCAGCUAGCUGGUUCCGAACGCAGUCAAAUCUGUCAUAGGGAUCCGCGCAAGGCCAGCCCGUGUGCUUCAAGCAGAAAUUUGUUUGUUCUUGUAUUGUUUAUUUCAAAACUUCAAUGACCUUUCUUGCUCUUUAUAAACAAAGAGAUUUUUUUCCUCUUUAAAAAAUAACCUUGUCAUUGUCACAUUGGUUGGUAAAUGGGAUGAUGAAGGGAAUGAUUUCGCCUCCUUGGUGCCUAA
Molecule: messenger RNA, 1951 nt
Organism: Zea mays
Lineage: Eukaryota; Viridiplantae; Streptophyta; Magnoliopsida; Poales; Poaceae
Product: GDSL esterase/lipase At4g16230
Exons: 5
Coding region: 483-1613 (376 amino acids)
Molecular function (GO): hydrolase activity, acting on ester bonds
Source: RefSeq, a predicted model, not a curated record